Hepatospora eriocheir is the source of this 648-nucleotide messenger RNA. Lineage: Eukaryota; Fungi; Microsporidia; Hepatosporidae. The record is from the annotation of a GenBank genome assembly.
AUGAUUGGCACGAAUAUACCAUUAACUGAUAAAUUUAUAGAGGCUUAUCCACCUUAUAAAGUUAGAUAUAUGCAAUUAGAUCCAAAAUCACUAAUAGAAUAUAAAUUAACCAUAAAUAAGAUAUGUAAUAGAAUAUCUUAUGAUUAUAAUCAAUUAAUUGGUAUUAUAACUGAAAUAAAACCAAUGUUAAAUGACAGACAUUUUGUUGAAAUGUUAUUAAAUAAGUUGAUAGAUCAAGGACGUGUAUUAGUAAGUAAUCACCUAAAUAGCUAUAAACCGAUAUCAAUAUUGAUGAGUAAGUUAUAUGAACAUAAUAGUCAAAUACUAGAUGUUUAUGUCAGAUUAAUCAUAAGAAAAGAGUGUAAAAUAACUGAGAUAAACGGAAUAUACUCAAUAUACUUUGGAGUUUUAGUGUUGUUAAAGGAUUAUGAAAGAGCAUGGUUUAUACUAGCAAGUAUAUUAAACAUUGAGCCAAAUCAAUAUACAGGACAUGUAUUAGAGUAUUAUUUUUUAAUAUGUAGUCCGUUAUUGGAAACAAAGAAAAAAAGACUAUUAAAGUUGAAGAAAUAUUUAAAUGAUUUCUUCUAUCCUAAAAUAAGUAAUAUUGCAAUUGAAACAAGAAUAAGAGAGUAUUUGAAUAAAAUUUAA